AUGGCCGAUUCCUAUCCUUUUCCAGACAGCAUUCAUGUCUCUAGUACUGUUACUAUUAAGAUUACCAGCAACAAUUAUCUUCUUUGGAAGACACAGUUCGAAUCCCUCCUGUCGUGUCAGAAACUCAUCGGCUUUGUGAAUGGGACCGUCACAGCUCCACCACGCUUCACCUCCACUCGCACCGGCGAGUCUAUUACAGAAGUCCCCAACCCUCGGUUUGAAUCCUGGUUUUGCACAGAUCAACUGAUCCGCUUCUGGCUCUUUGGAACUCUGUCAGAAGAGGUUCUCGGGUAUGUUCAUACUCUCUCUACCUCUAGGGAUGUAUGGAUGUCCUUAGCUGAAAACUUUAACAAGAGUAGUAUCUCUAGAGAAUUUGCCCUUCGUCGUAAUUUAUGGGUGCUAGAGAAGAAAGAUAUGACUUUUGCUGCCUACAGUCGUGAGUUCAUUUCUAUUUGCGAUGCACUGAGCUCCAUAGGCAAACCUAUAGACGACUCUAUGAAGAUAUUUCAGUUUCUCAAUGGCUUAGGGCGUGACUAUGACCCUAUCACGACAGUGAUUCAGAGCUCCCUCGGCAAACUGUCUCCUCCAUCGUUUACUGAUGUUGUCUCUGAGGUUGACAGCUUCGAUGCAAAGCUUCGGUCUUACGAGAAUGCUGACUCAGUUUCCCCUCACGUUGCCUUUCAAACUUCGUAUGGUAGCAACAACAGAGGCAACUUUCGCGGUCGCAACAGAGGUCAAAACAGAGGUCGUGGCGGCUAUUCCUCCCGAGGUCGAGGCUUUACUCAAUAUCAAACCACUCCAACCAAUAACGGUGAACGUCCAACAUGUCAGAUUUGCGGAAGGAUUGGUCACACAGCAGCCAACUGCUACAAUAGGUUCAACAACAACUAUCAAGGUGGCGACAUGGCUCAAGCUUUCAACUCCCUUUAUGUGACUGAUGGCAAUGAGUGGGUUACAGACUCUGGAGCCACUGCUCACAUCACCUCUACACCUACCAAUCUUCAAUCCGCCUCUUCAUACGAAGGCAAUGAUGUUGUUUUGGUCGGUGAUGGAGCCUAUCUCCCAAUCACUCAUCUUGGCUCUGCAACCAUCAUUACUCCCGCAGGUAUAAUUCCUCUAAAUGAGGUUUUAGUUUGUCCCGAAAUGAAAAAGUCACUUUUAUCAGUUUCCAAACUCUGUGAUGAUUAUCCUUGUGGAGUAUACUUUGAUUCUACUAAUGUGUAUGUGAUUGACAUAAAAAAUCAGAAAGUGGUGGUAAAGGGACCAAGAAGUGAUGGUCUUUAUGUGUUGAAGAAUCAAGAGUUUGCAGCCUACUUCUCUAAUCGUUGA
Camelina sativa (false flax) is the source of this 1329-nucleotide messenger RNA. The record is from RefSeq and is a predicted model, not a curated record. Lineage: Eukaryota; Viridiplantae; Streptophyta; Magnoliopsida; Brassicales; Brassicaceae.